UCUGAGUGACGGCCUCGCUGCUGCAUGCCCCUUGACCUUCUGAGGAUGGUAUAUAUAUAGUCACCCAGGUUAUCACAGUUCUUCUGGCAGCCAACAUGAAGGUCUUAGUUUUGAUCUGGUGUUUCAUCUCUCUACUGGCCCUAUCCACAACAGCAGAGGAGGAGGUUUUGGAUUCUGUACUGAGAGACAGAUCUCACAUCGAUGAGACGUUAAGAUUGGCAGCAGAGGAGAAUGCAGGAAACUACGCAGCUGCUUUGCAGAAACUGAGAAUGAUCUACCACAAUUCCAUCAGGCCUAUGGAACAUGCCUACAAAUACAAUGAGCUCAGACAACAUGAAAUCUCAGCUUAUCCAGGACGCACCCUGGGGGAUUCAGCCACAGAUGGAGAAAUCACCUCCAAACCCAUGGUCCUGUUCCUUGGCCCCUGGAGUGUGGGAAAAUCCUCUAUGAUAAACUAUUUGCUGGGGCUUCAAGACACUCCUUAUCAGUUAUACACAGGAGCUGAGCCCACUACAUCUGAGUUCACUGUGAUCAUGCACGGUGAAAAAGUCCGGUCUGUAGAGGGCAUUGUAAUGGCUGCUGACAGCUCUCGCUCCUUCUCUCCCCUGGAGAAAUUUGGCCAGAAUUUUCUGGAGAAGCUGAUUGGCGUUGAGAUGCCUCACAAGCUCCUGGAGCGUGUCACAUUUGUGGAUACACCAGGAAUCAUUGAGAACCGCAAACAGCAGGAGAGAGGGUAUCCCUUUAAUGAUGUGUGCCAGUGGUUCAUUGACCGUGCUGACCUAAUCUUUGUGGUAUUUGACCCCACCAAGUUGGACGUUGGCCUUGAGCUAGAGAUGCUCUUCAGACAACUGAAAGGUCGAGAGUCACAGAUACGCAUCAUCCUCAACAAGGCUGACAGCCUGGCCACUCAGGAUCUCAUGCGUGUGUAUGGUGCCUUGUUCUGGAGCCUUGCACCCCUUAUCAAUGUGACUGAGCCCCCACGUGUGUACGUCAGCUCCUUCUGGCCUUAUGACUAUGCUCCUGACACCAGCCGUGAGCUCUUCAAGCGUGAGGAAAUUUCUCUCCUGGAAGACUUAAACCAGGUAAUUGAGAAUCGCCUAGAGAAUAAGAUUGCCUUUAUUCGCCAACAUGGCAUCCGUGUACGCAUCCAUGCCCUGCUGGUGGAUCGCUAUGUGCAAACAUUCAAGGAAAAGAUGAGCUUCUUCAGUGAUCCUGAAUUGGUGUUCAAGGAAAUUGUGGAUGACCCAGAUAAGUUCUAUAUCUUCAAGUCUAUCCUGGCCAAGACCAACGUCAGCAAGUUCGACCUGCCCAACCGCGAUGCAUACCGCGACUUCUUCGGAAUCAACCCAGUAAAUAGUUUCAAGCAGCUCUCUGCUCAGUGCUCUUAUAUAGGUGGCUGCCUGCUGGAUAAGAUUGAAAGGGCAAUUACCACUGAUUUGCCAGGACUCCUGAGCAGCAUCCACUCCAAUAAGAACCCUACCCUGUCCUCCUGUGAAGCCACUGGCUGUGGAGAGAAGCCCAAGAAUCGCUAUCGACGAAACUGAGAGAGGAAAGCAAGGAAUGAGUAAACAAAAGAAAAAUGGGCAAUAUUGGUAGCACAGGAGCAGCGGAAACAAAAUCCUACUCCUGCCACAGGUCCGUCUCAGACGUUGAGGAGACAUGCCAUGAGAGAAUUAUUUUUAGCAUAAUUUUUUUAAUUGGGAAAAAAGAGCCAGGGAUGGGGAUAUUUUGAUAAAACCUACUGUUUUGUGAAUUACAUUAAUGAACUGUUAUCAGUUCGGAAAGGAAAAUUUGUAAUCCUGGUGGAAAAUUAUAGGUGAUAUACAAAUACAUAUUAUAUAUAUAUAUAUAUAUAUAUAUAUAUAUAUAUAUAUAUAUAUAUAUAUAUAUAUAUAUAUGUAUAUAUAUAUAUAUGACUGUUACAUUCAGUAUAAGCUGCAUUGACUAUGAGUAAGAUUGAAAAAAAUCACAAUCUUGUUGGCAGGUUUGUAUGAAAUCUACAGUUUUUGUAAAGAAAGUGCCUAUAAAAAGAAAAUGAGCACACCAGCUCUUGGUAACAACAUUCUGUUUUUUCAUAGGUGUUGAUUUUAUUUGUAGACUUGUGACUAGACUGGUAUCUUUCUCCUGUCAUAUUCUAUUUUGGGAAAAUCACUGUGCUGCAUGUUUAGUUACAGAAGACUUUAAAGGGGCACAUAUUCGUACAUUUUUACUUAAUCUCUUCAAGCACAUUUUCAUAGUGAAGUAUAACUGCUUAUAAUUCUAUUUCCACAUGAAUGGAACGUGUCUUCUGAAAUUGUCACUUGAAUGUCAUAUUAGUAGGCUUUUUUUUUGUUUCUAUACAUUUCAGGCAUUUUUGGAGAGAAACCUCUUUCUUAAAUGCUUAACUGGCUUUAGAAUAUUAUUUGCCCGUGUGUUUUAACUGUGUAGCUGAUGUUUAUUGGGAAGUGAAUAAAAAGUGCAGUACCAUGUGAAUUUCCAAGUGGCAAAAGAAAUAAAAGUGUUUGUGAUUGUAAAA
Molecule: messenger RNA, 2515 nt
Organism: Pangasianodon hypophthalmus (striped catfish)
Lineage: Eukaryota; Metazoa; Chordata; Actinopteri; Siluriformes; Pangasiidae
Gene: srlb
Product: sarcalumenin
Exons: 7
Coding region: 96-1544 (482 amino acids)
Molecular function (GO): GTP binding
Source: RefSeq, a predicted model, not a curated record